AAAUCGUUGUGGAAUAUUUAUAUUUUGCUUAUAUUUAUAUUUUUUUAUUUUGAAAGACAAUAUAUAAAAAAAUUCCGAAAUAAUAAAUUUUGUCGGCCGGAAAAUAUUUUUAUUUCCAAUUUUGUUCGUAAGAGGGAGUCGAAGCUCAGAAGCUAACGACGAAAUGGAAGGAAAUCCAGAGAAGACAAAUGCCAGUGAGAACAACAAUAUAUCAGAGACAGUACCAGUAUUAAGAGAAAAUUUGGUAAAUACUGCUGUUCAUUUUUUAAGAAAUUCAAAAGUGAGAUCUAGUCCACUUUCUCAGAAAAGAGCAUUUUUAUUGAAAAAAGGUCUAACAAAUGAAGAAAUAGAUAAUGCAAUAGAAAGAGCUAACAUACCUAAAGACUUACAAUUAGUUCCACAAGAUAGUAAUAUAUCAAAUUUAAAUUCUCCAGUUUCUUCCAGUUGGACAAAAUUAAAAGAUGUUUGGUCUUCAAUAGUUAUAGUAGGAAUUACCUUUUAUGGUGCUUAUAAAUUAUAUAAGAAUUUUAUUGAACCUAAACUGUUUGUAGUAACUCCAAAAGAGAACAAAUUAGCAAAUAUUGAGACACAAUUAGCAGAAUUAAAUGAAUCACUUUCUAGUCUGAAAAAUUCAUUAUUAAAUGUCCAAGAUUCAUUGUCACAACAGCAGCAGCAGAUAAAAGCUAUGAAAGAGGAAUUUAAUCAAGAAUCAAUCCUCCCUACAAUUAAGAAUGAAGUAGCAUCAAUUAAGUCAAUAUUACUAAGUAGGCAUCAGUUUCCUACUUCUCGAGUAACAAAUCCUAGUAUACCAUCUUGGCAGAUGGUAGAAAACGAUCCACAAAAUAAUAUUACAGCGGUUAGUAUAUCCGAAGUAGAUCCGUCGACAGUGAUGUCUACAUUAACUUUGACAAGCGAGAGUAGUACCGAAAUAAUAGAAAGUCCCGAAAACGAGAAAGUCGAAACUACCGAAUAAUGAGCAAUAAAAGGAAUAACCAUCCAGAAGUUGGCUUCUACAAUACUCUAGAUUUUAUUAAUUCAUUCCUAAGUUGUGUAAUUCUAUUACAUAAUAUGAUAAUUACAUUUUAUUAAAAAAUAAUUUAUAAAUUUUUA
Molecule: messenger RNA, 1110 nt
Organism: Centruroides sculpturatus (bark scorpion)
Lineage: Eukaryota; Metazoa; Arthropoda; Arachnida; Scorpiones; Buthidae
Gene: Pex14
Product: peroxisomal membrane protein PEX14-like
Exons: 9
Coding region: 164-973 (269 amino acids)
Biological process (GO): protein import into peroxisome matrix, docking
Cellular component (GO): peroxisomal importomer complex; peroxisomal membrane
Molecular function (GO): signaling receptor binding
Source: RefSeq, a predicted model, not a curated record